AUGGAAAGUGAAGUUGUAAAAGCGUUUAACGCGGAGUUGGUUUCAUUAUAUGAAAUAAAACCACCGAUAAGUAAGAAGAAAAUAGUCGAUGUUACGAAGGCAGCGAUGAGGGCCAUCAAAUUCUAUAAACACGUCGUUUUUUGUGUGGAGAAAUUCAUUAUUAAGUGUAAAGCAGAUUAUAAAAUUCCUGGUUUAUAUUGCAUUGAUUCAAUAAUAAGACAGUCACGUCAUCAGUUCAAAGACAAAGACGUGUUCGGUCCGAGAUUUGCGGUCAAUAUGUCAGCGACUUUAUCGAAUUUACUCUUGUGUAGGAGUGAGGAUAAGCCAAAAGUGGUACGAGUACUAAACUUAUGGAAAAGUCACAGUGUUUUUAGUGAUGCACAGGUGGAUGUCUGGCUGGAUUACUGCAGAUUACAGCAUGGUCUUGAGACUGAUUUGAUACAAGUUGAGAAGGCUGUGAAGGGCAGUGAGGCGGAUAUGUCCAUUUAUAAUCGGCUUCCAAUGAAAAAGAAAAUCAACAACGAACCGCAAACACCACCCAUCACAAAAACGGAAUUGAACGCACACACACCCCCACCAACAUCACUACAAGAACAAGAGCAACCGCAAGAAAUGAAACCUACCGUAAGCGAAAACGAAGAUCGCUGUUGCUGUAUCAGUGAAGAAGAGACGUUGUCGAUGCUCAAGACGAUGGGUCUCGAUUUCGGAGGUAUUUUCACGUCGGAUUCGCAGUUGUUGAGAAAUGUGAACAAAAUCGUCAAUACGAAAUUAUUUGAACGACACACGAUCGAUGCCAACAAACAACAUGGCAAUAUCAAGAGUUUGUUGUCGAAGGAGUUCGAUUACAGCGAUGAAGAGGAGGAGAGUGGUGAUGAGGAGGGCAAUCGUAAGUUGCAGAUCGACACCAAGCUCAAUGAACUGACCAAGCAGCAGAUUAUUGGAAUGGCUGAGGAGGUGUUGCGUGAGCCAGAUACCAAGCAGCAGAUACAACGCCUGCACACCGAACGACUCUCGGCCAUCACACAGUCAGCUAUUAACGCCAAUGCCAAUAUGAACAUUCUGCAAUCCUUACAACAUUCCAUCAUUCAGGCAUCAUCUCAACACAACUUG
This is a messenger RNA of Anisakis simplex (herring worm), 1110 nucleotides long. The record is from the annotation of a GenBank genome assembly. Lineage: Eukaryota; Metazoa; Nematoda; Chromadorea; Rhabditida; Anisakidae.